AAACAACAAAAGGCAGAAAAGCAGAAGCUUGUCUGGCACAGCAGAGACGUUCAGAAAGAAACAGCAAAAUUCCUCUGUGACAAUCAUGAGCAACAACAGCAGUAACUGCUCAACCAGAGAGGUGGACGAACAAAUGAAAUACUUGGAGCUGGUCAUAUACAUUCCCAUAUUCAUAAUGGGGAUGUUUCUUAAUCUGGCGGCCCUGCUGGUUUAUUGCCUGUGCUUCCGAAAGUGGACUGAGUCAACCAUCUACAUGACUAGCUUGGCUCUAAUGGACCUCCUCCUCCUCUUGCCUCUACCCUUCAAAAUGCACGCUGCAUAUCAGACGUGGCCACAGGAAUUCCAGCACGUUUGCUCAUUUCUGGAAAACCUUUAUUUUGUCGGAACAUACGGCGGUAUCUACAUGAUCAUGUGCAUAGGCGUUGAUAGGUGGCUGGCAAUAUGUCACCCAUUCAAAGCCAAGCAGCUGCGCUCCCCCAAGGCGGCUCUCAUUACUUGUGUGGGGGUCUGGGUUCUGGCAUUUACUGCAAUCUUUCCAGUCACCUUCAGCUUCAGGACAAAAGUUGAUGAACACUUCCACUGCUUCCAUCGAUUUUCAGAAAAUGGCUGGAGUCCCAAAGUGAUCAUCUGCUUGCAAAUAUUUGGUUUCCUGGGGCCUGCGCUCACUUUGGUUUGCUGUUCCGUUCAAAUCAUCUGGACCCUCCAGGAGUCCGGCCAGCGGAGCACCAAGAGCCAGGCCUGCGUGAAGAUCAUCUACAGCGGCCUGUGCGCUUUCUUGGUGCCGUUCACCCCGAGCCACCUGGCCAUCUUCCUCCAGUUCCUGGUACACCAGAAAAUGAUUGAGGACUGCAGCUCCAUGAAAAGUAUAAGCAUGUUUUUACAGACGGCCAUGUGUCUGUCCAACAUCACCUGUUGCUUGGAUGGUCUGUGCUACUACUUCAUAGCUGACGAGGUGAAAAACACGAAAAACAACUUCAAGAUGUCCAGACUGAGCCAAAGGAGAGCAAACUCCAGCACUUCAGAGCUGGGCAGUAAAACAAACUGAGCAAGCGGCUCUUGAAAAGGUUUGGCAGGCAUGUGAAGCAACGGGAAGUGAACCAGGUCAGCCUGCAAUGAUAAUUAACCACCGAGCAGGAGCAGUAAGCCACCUGACGCAUCUGUAACCUCAAAGAGCGCCAAUAACCAAAGUACAGGCAGCAAGGAAAAACACUUCCACUACAGAUGAUAAAAGAGUUGUUUUUUUUUUUUGGUUUUGUUUUUAGAGAUGGCUGAGAAAACUUUCUGCUUUCUCACUCCCUGAUGAGAAACUGACUUGUGGUAUGAAUCAUUUUAAAUCUUUCACAGGUGGCUCAUUGCAGAGCUUUGUUGUUUUGAUUCUCAAGAUCAGCGGUCAAAAAAGAAAAAAAAAAAAUUCUUAAAAACAAGACCAAACAAUCACAGUUGAUAAACAUCAAACAAUAUUAUUUCAUUUGACAUGCUUACUAAACUUUUGGUUUUUCUGUCUAAAUGAAUACAUGUCCCAUAAAAAAAAAACCCAAAUAAUUCAAGUGGGAAAGCUAUAUCUUGUUUGAUAUUUUAAAGAAGCAACUGUAGAUUUUAUUUAUUUAAUCUUUUGUGUAAAUGAAUAGGUGUCAAUGGCACACUAAACAUUUAUUGAUGCUAGCUGGUUACCAACAUUAACCCUUUAACAAAUAGUUAAAACUUGUUUGACUUUAUUUUUAUUUUUGCUCUUUCUGUAUAUUACAAAUGGUUUAAGUAGUAUGACUGAUUUGUCGAAGAAAUAACUGUGAAACUGAGCCUUAAAUAAUAGAGAGCAUUGUGUUCGGAUUACAAAAAUAUUCUUAAAUGUUUGUCUGUUUGGAAUAAAUUUUAA
This is a messenger RNA of Xiphophorus maculatus (southern platyfish), 1873 nucleotides long. Its product is annotated as G-protein coupled receptor 55-like. Gene Ontology annotation, molecular function: G protein-coupled receptor activity. The record is from RefSeq and is a predicted model, not a curated record. Gene Ontology annotation, biological process: phospholipase C-activating G protein-coupled receptor signaling pathway; positive regulation of Rho protein signal transduction. Gene Ontology annotation, cellular component: membrane. The transcript is spliced from 4 exons. NCBI's taxonomy places the organism in Eukaryota, Metazoa, Chordata, Actinopteri, Cyprinodontiformes, Poeciliidae. Bases 86 to 1045 code for a protein of 319 amino acids.